AUGUGGGGGGGACACGGGGGUGACACGGCGGCGAUACGCGGAGACACGGGAGUACGCAGCGGAGACACGGGGGAGAAGCUGGGGAUGGUCCUGCACGGGCGAGCGCGGACCAGACUCCGGGAGAGCGGACCACGAUUGGCUGUGCGUUCGCUGAGAAGUGUGUCGAGAGCAGUAAGUACCUGCGUGACCAUGACAAUGCAGUUUGAAUUCCCCAAAAUAGACUGGGAGGCGGCGGAUUUAUAUCAGGAGUUCCAGCGGUUCCGCAGCCAUGUUGGCUUCGUGUUCGCCGGUCCUCUGUCCGCGCGGGAGAACAAGGAAAAGGCGGGGUGGAUUGCGGAGGUAAGCUGUAUCGGCGUACAAGCCAACAUCUCCGCAACAGCACUGCAACUGCCAACCAGCCACGUCACGUCACACCUGAUGAAGAGCCCUGGCGUGAACCACCAGUGA
This is a messenger RNA of Knipowitschia caucasica, 447 nucleotides long. The record is from the annotation of a GenBank genome assembly. NCBI's taxonomy places the organism in Eukaryota, Metazoa, Chordata, Actinopteri, Gobiiformes, Gobiidae.